Peniophora sp. CBMAI 1063 is the source of this 1005-nucleotide messenger RNA. Lineage: Eukaryota; Fungi; Basidiomycota; Agaricomycetes; Russulales; Peniophoraceae. The record is from the annotation of a GenBank genome assembly.
AUGCAUGACAUUAAUAUCGUGUAUGCUUUCUUCCUGUCGGCCUGGCUCGUUGGUCCCCUAUAUGGCUUGAACCUCAUCCUUUUCGUCCUCUGUUUGCGUUUCUUACUCAACAGAGGUGUCUCAGGAGGCAAUCGGGUUCUCCUGGCCACAACCGCUGCGCAGAUACUCUUGUGCACCGGGCAUCUGGUGACGACGAUAGUCCAGAUUUUUCGAGCGAUUAGCCUAGACGAAGAAGGCCGUGGUAUUCUCGAUAAUGCAUAUGUGUAUAAUCAAUCCGAAGCAGCCCAUGUUGUUCAAGUAACCUUGUACAUCACCAACGGACUGUUUGCCGACGGUAUACUUAUAUGGCGAUGCUAUGUCGUUUGGAAUAAAUCAGUAUACAUAUGGGCACCACUAGUAUUCUUACUCGCCGGAAAUGGCAUCACUGGUUAUAUCGCCAUGGCGCACCUAUCACGUCUCACGCCGCAGACGGCGGUUUUCGACAAUUCCGUCGGCUUAUAUAUUCAAGCGACAUGGUCACUGUCAAUCGCGACGCAGGUUAUAGCUAGUCUACUCAUCUCGUGGAAGGUUCUUGCUGCAGGAGCUCGACUGGCUUCGAAUAGGUCAAGACCGCGAUUUCGCGGCUACCAUGCAACCAUAUUCUGGACAAUCGUUGAGUCUGGCGCACUCUACAGCUUCACCACGGUCCUACUGCUUGUCUUCUAUGUCAAUGGCGCGCAGGCUGGCGCGAUUUGUGCCGCGAUACUGGGACAAUUGAGUGCCACUGCACCAUACCUUAUCCUGGUCCGUGUUGAACACAACAGACAGCACAUUCCCAAGCAAACCUCCACGGUGGCUCCGCCUCGGCAUUACUCACGACAGACCUCGAUUCCUGUUCAACCUAGCAGCAUACCAGUGGGACUUGUUGCGAGCACCAGAAGCAAUAGCUUCUACGGAACGUCCAAGAGUAUCGGUCUACAACAUGAGGACGUCGAUGUUAUGGAGUUGAAGCAUGUCGGGGUCUAA